Messenger RNA from Lachancea mirantina, 1530 nucleotides. The record is from the annotation of a GenBank genome assembly. Lineage: Eukaryota; Fungi; Ascomycota; Saccharomycetes; Saccharomycetales; Saccharomycetaceae.
AUGGUUUUCAGUAAGACUAUUUGUGAAAGUGAAAAAUCAUAUUUAAGGUGUCCUGUUGAUAAACCAGUGAUUAUUGGAUGGAGGGAGAAGCUAGUGAUUGGUGAUAUGACUUCUACUGCAGAAUUACUGCGGUCCAUCACUAAAAACAUCCAAGUCAAUGAUACCAAACAGCUGAAUGCCAGUGUUGAUAAAGCACUUUUACAAAUUGGGGAAGGAACUCGGUUAGAAAAUGAAAUUAUUGUUGAAGUUUUACAAUAUUUAACAAGUGUCUUGGAUGAUUUUGACGAUGAUAGAAUUGACUUCGACAAUGUGAUUGGACUUAUGAAUAAAUUGAUCGAUCUCUUGCCAUAUGAGAUUGUGUUAGAGUUGUUUUCCGUGACGGAUUUGAAAGCUGCUUUGAACAGUCAAAUUCCACCGCUUAUGAGAGCCGCUUGCAAAGUGAUUUCGUUAUCGUCUCCAAAGGGCGUUUUCGCCAAUUCAGAGCUUUUCGAUCUGAUGCUGCGAAUUAUGUUUGACCCGGAUACCAAAUUGGCAGUAGUUAACGAAAUUGAAAAUACGUUAAGAGCCUUAAGGACAGAUGAACUUGUAAGGCGGCGGAUUUUGCAAGAUAACAUGGUCCUGUUGAUAGCGGCAAAAGAGAGUUCAGAUGUAGUUGUUUCCGCUAGGCUCCUUGAACUGUUAUCCAUUUUUUCUGACAGCUUGACGUUUGGUGAGUUUAAUACCGAACUUUUCGCUUUCUCGGCUAGAGACAUUGAAGAAAGUGCCCAGGGUGAAAUAUUUCAGUUCAUAAAUUUGACGAACUACUAUAUUGGCCUUCUGGAGUGUAUUCGCCAGUCUUGGGACAAGUCUGAAAGUCCUACGGGACCUUUCGCAGCCAUUUUCCGUGAACUUGUCAGUUAUGGUGAGAUUUACUCUAGAAUCAAUGAAUUUGAAGACGUUAACCUCUUUGGGAGAUCCUACGUGCUGAAGCUAUUCCAAGCCCUUUCGUAUUUGCAAGAUCAAAGCUUUUUCGGAAGCUUAGAUAAGAAAUAUUCAAUUGUGGCAGCCGGUAACAGUGAUUUAAGAGAUCUUUUGACGUUAUUAAAUCCUGAAUACCUUUUGAAAGAUUGUAGGGGUUUUCUCGAAAAUCAAAUUACCAUCAAACCCACGAGUCUUCCAAUCUUGCGAAACAUUCUCAAAGUCCAAGAUGGAUUUGCGCUUGUGCAACCUAUGCUCACUUCUGAAGCAAUUCUGGCAAUGCCCUACUUGGAAUUAAUGGCAUUCUUGGACAUACUUACUUUACAUGACUACUCCACUACAUUUCUUUUGGAAUCGUUACCCAAAGUUAUAUCUUCAUUGAUCGAGGAUGACUCGGGAAGAAUUAUUGAACCUCUCACAGUAAGGACUAGAGCUCAGGUUCUCGAAAGGUUACUCGAAUUGGAUCCGGGUCGAUUGACGGUCUGGCAUGCUCCUUUGCUCGAAGCACAUCAAAGAAUGACUACAGGCAAAUAUAGGUCUAACACUAUCGAUAUAGCAGAAUCGUACCUGUAG